Nyctereutes procyonoides (raccoon dog) is the source of this 1921-nucleotide messenger RNA. RefSeq names its product RFT1 homolog (gene RFT1). Gene Ontology annotation, biological process: dolichol-linked oligosaccharide biosynthetic process; glycolipid translocation. Bases 44 to 1669 code for a protein of 541 amino acids. The record is from RefSeq and is a predicted model, not a curated record. The transcript has 13 exons. Gene Ontology annotation, cellular component: endoplasmic reticulum membrane. NCBI's taxonomy places the organism in Eukaryota, Metazoa, Chordata, Mammalia, Carnivora, Canidae.
UGGUGGCGGCAUUUCCGGGGGACUGAGCCCCGGCGCCCGGGCUAUGGGGAGCCAGGAGGUGCUGGGUCAGGCGGCCCGCCUGGCCUCCUCUGGUCUGCUCCUGCAGGUGUUGUUUCGUCUGAUCACUUUUGUCUUGAAUGCAUUUAUCCUUCGCUUCCUGUCAAAGGAGAUCGUUGGCAUAGUGAAUGUAAGGCUGACGCUGCUUUACUCGACCACCAUCUUCCUGGCCAGAGAGGCCUUCCGCAGAGCGUGUCUGAGUGGGGGCGCCCAGCGAGACUGGAGCCAGACCUUCAACCUCUUGUGGCUAACAGUCCCCCUGGGUGUGUUUUGGUCCUUGCUCCUGGGCUGGGUGUGGUUACACUUGCUCGAAGUGCCUGAUCCUAAUGUCGUCCCCCACUAUGGAACUGGAGUAGUGGUGUUUGGCCUUUCGGCCGUGGUAGAACUUCUGGGAGAGCCCUUCUGGGUCUUGGCACAAACACAGAUGUUUGUCAAACUCAAGGUGAUUGCUGAGAGCCUGUCAGUCAUCCUCAAGAGCGUCCUGACAGCUUUUCUUGUGCUCUGGUUGCCUCAUUGGGGGCUAUACAUUUUCUCUUUGGCCCAGCUUUUCUAUACUGCACUUCUGGUGCUCUGCUAUGUUACUUAUUUCACAAAGUUAUUGGGCUCCUCAGAGUCAACCAAGCAGCAGGCUCUUCCUGUCUCCAGAAUGACAGAUCUGUUACCCAGUAUUACAAGAAGUGGAGCUUUUGUAAAUUGGAAAGAGGCUAAAUUGACUUGGAGUUUUUUCAAACAGUCUUUCUUGAAGCAGAUUUUGACAGAAGGUGAGCGAUACAUAAUGACUUUUUUGAACGUAUUAAAUUUUGGUGAUCAAGGUGUAUAUGAUAUAGUAAAUAAUCUUGGCUCCCUUGUGGCCAGGUUAAUUUUCCAGCCAAUAGAGGAGAGUUUUUACAUAUUCUUUGCUAAGGUACUGGAGAGAGGAAAGGAUGCCACACUUCAGAAGCAGGAGGAUGUUGCCGUGGCUGCUGCGGUUUUGGAGUCCCUGCUCAAGCUGGCCCUGCUGGCCGGCCUGACCAUCACCAUUUUUGGCUUUGCCUAUUCUCAGCUGGCUUUGGAUAUCUAUGGAGGGACCAUGCUUAGCUCUGGAUCAGGUCCUGUUUUACUGCGUUCCUACUGUCUCUAUGUCCUCCUGCUUGCCAUCAAUGGAGUGACGGAGUGUUUCACAUUUGCUGCCAUGAGCAAAGAGGAGGUUGACAGGUACAAUUUCACAAUGCUGGCCCUAUCAUCUUCAUUCCUGGUGUUAUCCUAUCUCCUGACCCAGUGGUGUGGCAGUGUGGGCUUCAUCUUGGCCAACUGCUUUAACAUGGGCAUUCGGAUCACACAGAGCCUUUGCUUCAUCCACCGCUACUACAGAAAGAGCCCUCACAGACCACUGGCAGGCCUGUACCUAUCACCCGCCCUCCUUGGGGCAUUUGUCCUCAGUGGCGGGAUUACUGGUGUUUCCGAGGUGUUCCUCUGCUGUGAGCAGGGCUGGCUGGCCAGGCUGGCACACGUGGCUGUGGGGGCCUUCUGUUUGGGAAUGACUUUUGGGACAGCAUUCCUCACAGAGACCAAGCUGAUCCACUUUGUUAGGACUCAGUUACGUGUGUCCAGACUGGCUGACAAAACCUCAUGACCUCAGAUGCAUUGACACCUGUGGCACCUGGACCAGCUGUGGGGCGGUGUUGUGGGUGGAACACUUUAACUGUGCACAAGAGCCCUGCUGAGGGGUCUGUGGUAGAAGAGGACCGACCCUGGCAGGCGAGACGUCAGAGAGAACCGCUGCCCCAAACAUCAUCCAUUUGAAGUCUCAAACAGGAAGAAGGAGUUCCACUUUUAAGGGAAGACCAAAAGCUCUUUUAAAAUAGACACAUUAUUUGUGUCACCA